This is a messenger RNA of Oncorhynchus nerka (sockeye salmon), 5222 nucleotides long. Its product is annotated as large neutral amino acids transporter small subunit 3-like. The record is from RefSeq and is a predicted model, not a curated record. Gene Ontology annotation, molecular function: neutral L-amino acid transmembrane transporter activity; L-amino acid transmembrane transporter activity. Gene Ontology annotation, biological process: neutral amino acid transport; transmembrane transport. NCBI's taxonomy places the organism in Eukaryota, Metazoa, Chordata, Actinopteri, Salmoniformes, Salmonidae.
UGUAAUGAAGUUGUGACGAGGAACUAACCGAAUGGAAAGUGAAGUUUCACAAGACCCACAGUAACUGACUGUAACGUGUUAUAGCAACACAUGAACAGUUUAAGUCCCGCUUUUUUCCCCACUAAAGACGGGAAAUAAACCAUUUACCAUAGAUAUCGAUUCUUUCAGGGAUUAUCGUCGGAAAGCAGCGAUGGCUCCUUCUCUGGCCCAGGCCUACCGUAGGCGCUGGUGGAUGGCGGUGACUGCGGUCAUAGAGAACCUGCUGUUCUCUGCUGUGCUGCUGGGCUGGGGAUCGCUACUCAUCAUGCUCAAGAACGAGGGCUUCUACUCACACCUCUGCAUAGACAACGAGACAGUGUUCAGUAACAUCAGUUCGUGGGACAGUGGUAUCUGGCAUAGCUGCGUGGACCAGGAAGAGAUGUUGAAUCUGGGCUUUACCAUUGGCUCCUUCCUGCUGAGUGCAGCCACUCUGCCGCUAGGUAUCCUGAUGGACAAGUACGGGCCCCGCCCGCUCCGCCUCCUCGGCAGUGCGUGUUUUGCUUUCUCUUGUGCCAUGAUAGCUGGAGCUGCCUAUAACCCCGAAGUACUCUCGGCCCUCAUUUUCAUCGCAGUCUCCUUCAACGGCUUCGGAGGAAUCUGCCUCACCUUCACCUCCCUCACGUUGCCCAACAUGUUUGGGAACGUGCGCUCCACUAUCCUGUCUCUAAUGAUCGGCUCCUACGCCUCUUCAGCCGUCACCUUCCCUGGAGUCAAGCUGAUCUAUGAUCUAGGUGUGUCCUUCAGGGUGAUCAUGUGGGUGUGGUCGGGGCUAGCCGGUCUCGUCUUCCUCAACUGCUUCCUCAAUUGGCCGGGGGAGUCUUUCCCCGCACCGGAGGACAUCAGCUACACUAAGGAGGUGAAGCUGAGUGGCACGGUGAUGGAUGACAAGUUGACGGGGGACAGAUUCUACAGUCAUGUGACCACGGUGGAAGAGAAGAUGGCUGCGAAGCAGCAGGCAGAUCCCUCGUCAGAGCAGCUCCCAACUGGAGAACAGACACAGGGUGGCCCUCCUUUCCGUAGUUCAGUCUGCUCGCCCAUCUUCCUGUGGAGUCUCAUCACCAUGGCGAUGACCCAGCUACGCAUCAUCUUCUUUAUGGGCGCCAUGAACAAGAUGCUGGAGUUCCUGGUUACCCACGGCGACCCACACCCCUCUAAGGAGCUAUUGAUGGAGGCAGAGCAACAAGUGGGUUUCUACUCGUCAGUGUUUGGCUCUCUGCAGCUGCUCUGCCUGCUCACCUGUCCUCUGAUUGGCUACAUCAUGGACUGGAAGAUGAAGGAGUGCGACGUAGACCAGAGCCAACCUGAACCCCCGAAGAGAGACAGGAAGAUCCAGAAACUGACAAACGCCAUCCGUGCUUUCAUCAUCACCAACGUUCUACUGGUCACCUUCGGAGUCAUCCAGAUGAUAGACAACCUGCCUGUACAGAUCAUUUCCUUCAUCGUCCACACCAUGGUCAGGGGUUUCGUCCACUCCUGUGCCGGAGGACUCUAUGCUGCCGUAUAUCCGUCCAAUCACUUUGGGACAUUGACGGGUAUGCAGUCGAUGAUCAGCGCGCUAUUCGCUCUCCUCCAGCAGCCUCUCUUCGUCAUCAUGGUGGGACACCUGGGAGGAGACCCCUACUGGAUCAACCUGAGCCUGCUCAUUGCCUCAUUGGCUGGAUUCCUGUUGCCUGGAUACCUGAUCUAUCACCGUAGGAACCUGAUGCGAGAGAAGGUGGAGGAGUGUGAGAGGGAGGCCGCUAACCAAUCAGAAAGAGAGAGACAAACCUUACGGCAACCAGAAAAUGGCCAUACCAAAAACCAUACUAAUGGACAUCUCAGCAAUUAAGCUUAAGAAUCUUGACCAAAUUAACUGUCAAAUAUCAUAGUCGUUAAUUGUAAAAUAUCAUUAUAGACCAUCGUCAUGACGAUGACAAAUGAUGGUUGUCAUUUUCGGACAGUGAUGACAAUAUUGUGCACUGGAGUUUGGACAUGUCGCCCUUAAGCCCUUUUUCAUUUGACAUCAAAAUACACACUCAAUAUACUCAUUUUUGUUUUAGGUAUGACAUGCCAAAGAAAUCCUAAAAUAUACAUUUAACUCAUAUUUAUUUUAGUUAAAACAUAAUUUCAUGCCUAAACGUGAAAUAGAAAAUCUCAAUGGAAAUUGAGGUUCGGCAAUUCAAUAAUUAAGCAAUACAAUUUACACUGACCAGAAAUUCCAUGAAGGUUAUUGGUACCAUUUCAGGUCACCCUUCCACCAACCAGAAGCACAACUCUCAGUAUUCUGUAGUAGACAGGAAGUAGAUUUAUUUCGCUAUCAGAUUGGCUGGUGUAACAUUGAACUACCUCCCCCACCCAACUCUCACCACCCCACAGUCACUUCAUUAAUUUAGGCCUAGCAGCCAGUCUGGUACUAAUAUUUUAUUGGUCGUUGUUUGUCUUUCUGUCUUUUCCGGUUCACUCCCUGUAUCUAUACUUGUCUUUAUUGUGUCUUUACAUAUAGCGGAGAAUACAUGUGCCCAGACCACCAGCCCAUGGGGCCUGCACAUCCCUAUUAAUUUGACUAUCAAUCUGCACCUGCAAUCUUUCCCUGUGUCCCCUUAUUUAUCUCCAUGUCAGACCUGUCAUUGUAAGUCCACUAAGUACUAUGCCCACUUGGUCAAGUCUGCGGCUAUGUCCGAAAUGGCACCCUAUUCCCUAUAUAGUGCACUACUUUUGACCAGAGCCCAUGGGGUACAAUUUCAGACACACCCUGGGUCACUACCUCUAUUUCCCUGUGUUCAUCCCAGAGUUACUAUUUAAAUGACUCCGUGCAUCACAAUGUGUCCACCUGAAUUUUUUUGGUCCCAAAUGGCACCCUAUUCCCUAUUAUGUGCGCUACUUUUGACCAGGACUCAUAGGGUCUGUUUGUUUGGUCAGACUUUGAUGGUCCCUCUGUUUUUGCGUUAUUUGAUCUUUAGGGUUUGCGUCCCAAAUGGCACCCUAUUUCCAAUAUAGUGCACUACUUUUGACCAGAACCCUAUGGGCCCUGGUCAAAGGCAGUAUACUACAUAGGAAAUAGGGUGCCAUGUGAGACAGAACCUAGGUUUUGAGAUGACAUCAUCCAUUGUUAUUUCCGCCAAUCAUAGCUAAGUUCAGGACAGUGGUACGGUAUGCGAGGUGUUGUGCAGGCACAGCCUAGUUUGCAGCAACAUUGAUGGAAUUUUGCUUUUAGAUAAUCAUGUCAUUGAACUUGUUGCGUAUGAUAAAAUUGCAACGGGAAAUGUCUGUGUAGUUCAAGAGAAAUGCCAAUCAGUAACCAUCACUGAAACCUUUCAAGGUGAGCUGUUACAAAGGAGCUCUUACAAAGAGCUGUAGAUUAGUUUAAAAGAAAAGUAUUUAUAUAAAUGUGGGCAAGAAAGAGCACUUGUCAGAAGCUGAUUCAUUCUGGUCAAACAGCCCACCAACCAACCAUUUUGAAAUGUUAAACCGUGUUAACAGUACUGUACGAGAUAAUAUAGAUGUACAGAUGUGUUGCUCAAAUCAACUCCAAAAGCUGGUUGAAUCUGAUCAACCAACCGUCUUCGGUAUUCAAAAACAAUACAUUAUUUACAGCUAACAGCCCUCUAUGAGGUCAAAUAAAACAGUAUUAGUAUUGUAUUUGGUCAAAUAAAAGUGUUGCUAGUUAACAGUACUGUAUGAGGUCAAAUAUAACAAACAGUAUUACUAGUUAACAGUACUGUAUGAGGUCAAAUAAAACAGUAUUAGUAUUGUAUUUGGUCAAAUAAAAGUGUUGCUAGUUAACAGUACUGUAUGAGGUCAAAUAUAACAAACAGUAUUACUAGUUAACAGUAAUGUAUGAGGUAAGGUGGAUGCACCUGAACCCCGAUAUCACUGUCCCCAUGACAACGACAGUAGAACCACCUCAUUGGAGCAGGGCUUCAUUUAGCAGGUGCAUUGGAGCUACUAGGCUAUUUAUUUAGUGUGCAUCCCACUAAAUCCCUCUGUAGGGUAUGGGGUGCCAUUUGUGACGCAGACCGCGUGUGUGACUUAGUAGCGCUUGAAUCUGAAAGAGAAUACUGUAAUGUAUGUAUGUAAUGAUAUUGAAUGUGUGUGCUUCAUUGUAAGUGCCUGGGAAGCAAGUAUUUUGGUGGUAGCCUGGUCUCAGAUCUGUUUCUGCUUUCCCCAACUCUAUUGCAAGACAAACGUGGCACGUUUGAAAAGGAGUUGACACGAUUGCACAAACAGACUGGCACUCUGGCUACUUUUGUGCCAUGUAAUGGUAUGUAUAGUACCUAUAGUGUCCGAAUUGCACUAUGAGAAUGUAAAGCCAUAGUUUUGCUAUAUAUAUAUAUAUCUAUAUAUGUGUGUGGAAUGUUUUCUCAACUUUUUAAGACUUGAGAGUUUGCUUUGCCAUUUAUUUUAUUUGAGCAUCAGAAGAAGAAAAAAACAUUGGUUCAUCCACAUCACAGUUGCUCUCCAACUAUGCCUCUCAAGAGUAGGAGUGGUGAUCUAGGACCAGUUUAGCCUUUUAGAUCAGAAUGAAUUAGAUAACAUGGACAGGGGGGGAGCUGAUCCUAGAUCAGUACUCCUACUCUGAGAUGCUUUAUGAUUACAUGCCCAGAACAUGGGGCAACUUUCACAUGCUGUACUUCCACCUCUGUGAUGGAGAACAUUCAUUAUUAUCACUGAUCUUAUUACAUUUGUAAUAAUAAGAUCAUAUUAUGCGGGCAAUGUGGUGAAGAGAAUGUAAGAGGAUCCAAAACAAUGUAUUAUAAAUAGGCUUUGAAUAGAAAAUGUCAUAUUUAAAGACACGCUCCGGAACAUUGAAUUUUUUCAACCUCCCGCUUAGGGUUGGAUGCGUCCAUGUGUAGUUCAUACAUGCCUAAUUACUGUCUUACUUCAUUAGCCACGAAAUCCCAACUGUUUUCUGGAAGCUGUGUGGCGCCAUUUCCCCCCCACGUGGGCCAGCCCCUCGCCAUUUGAGUGACAGCUAGUAGGAUGCAGCAGAGCGAGAGAGAGAGAGCAAUGACAUGGUGCACAUAUCUGCACAUAUGUGAUGUAACAGUAGUACUUCAUUUCCGGGGACCACUUUUGGCUCGUGGUCAUUACUUUCAGAACUACUGGCUAAAAAAGUUUACAAAGUACCGGAGAAUCUCUUUAAGUGGUUUUACUGAUGUUCUGGGGCACUUCUCUUUGUGAAGUAAUAAAUGAACAGAUUUCAA